AUGUCAAACCCAAAGAGACAAACUCCUCAGACUCAAACCUUGACGUUCGUUGUAGCAACUGCAUCUAAGUCCAGCCAGGAUAAUCAAAAACUGGUCCGAAGCCAUGCUGCUCGCUCGAAUCAAUCCCGCGGUAAUAAGAAGAAUAUUAAAUCAUGGAUGUUGAAAAAGAAAGAUACAUCUACAGCUUUACAAGUCCCUGAUGGUUCUAUUCCAGGCCGCGUGGGAUCUAACUUAUCUUUGCUUGAUUUUCCUGAGCCUCUGAAGCCUUACAUGGAGAAUGAUAUCUUCCGGUGCUUCCACGGGAUGAGAGGUGCGUUAUACCCAUCGGAGAUAUGCCUCCAGGUUGACGAAACGAAAUCAUCAUGGACUACCAAUCUACUCGUCGACCAAGUAUACUUUCACUCCGUCAUUUUCUCCACCGAAGCAUAUUUCGACAUGAUCCUUGGGAGAAAGCAAGGCUGCCUUUCACAAUUUCACUUUUCAAAAACACUCAGACUGCUCCAAGAACGACUCAGUAACCCGCAUGAUUCCAUGGUUAUUUCAGACGCUACUAUUAUGGUGGUGGUGACCUUGGGCCUUGUUGCUGAGUUGAUAGGUGAUCGAGCGGCAGCAGAGAGCCAUGUAGCUGGGAUGGCGAGGAUAGUUGAUUUGAGAGGUGGCCUUGAGAUGCUCAGAUAUGAUAACCCCAGACUACCGGCCAAGGUUUGCAGGGUUGACCUUGGCCUUGCCCUUCGUUUUGGUUGUAGACCAGUUUUCUUCAACGACGAUAUCUCUUGGAAUCCCUACAUUUCAAGCCAAGGUCUAAUCCGGGGUAUGAAAAAAGCAAACAAACGAAACAACGAUAUAGUUGUUUUUAUCAAAACUCUAGACCCCAGGUUAUCGAACGUGUGGAGGGAUCUAGAAGAAUUUUCAACGCUCAGCAACCUCGCCAGCCAAACAGGUCGAAAACUCCAGCCCAAUACCUUCAGCGAGAUCAUGGUAUCUAUACUCUACCGCCUGCUUGCCCUAUCAUAUCCCUCAUCUCCUGUUGAGAAUGCUCUGCGUCUUGGGAUGAUGGCGUACACUGCAGCGAUAUUCUUCCGUUGGCGCGAGAUGAAGCAGCGGCAGGCAUUUCUGGAUGGUUCUUUUAGAGGUGCUUUAUCUGAGUUGAGGAAAGCUGAAGUGCGGCUACCUGAUGCUAUGCUUUUAUGGCUCUUGGUGCUUUGGAAGAUCACUGUCAGCGAUGAUUCUGAUCAUGAUGUGUUUUCGGAAUGGACGUUUGAGGUUCUGCAUGGUUUGGAAGUUAAGUCGUGGGAUGGUGUGCGCGAUGUCUUGAAGACGGUGGUUUGGAUUGAUUGUUUGUUCGAUGCAUCUGGCAGACGUGUCUUUGAGCCCAAUGUUGGAAAGGAUGACUGGAGAGUUGCCAAAAGCUCAGUCAUAGAUUGA
Molecule: messenger RNA, 1425 nt
Organism: Fusarium sp. VM40
Lineage: Eukaryota; Fungi; Ascomycota; Sordariomycetes; Hypocreales; Nectriaceae
Source: the annotation of a GenBank genome assembly